Molecule: messenger RNA, 990 nt
Organism: Pimephales promelas (fathead minnow)
Lineage: Eukaryota; Metazoa; Chordata; Actinopteri; Cypriniformes; Leuciscidae
Source: RefSeq, a predicted model, not a curated record
CUGGACACUGUGGCUCACCAGAGCCUAUUGUGAACGGCCAGAUCAUCGGUGAGAACUACAACUACAGAGGCAGUGUCGUUUACCAGUGUAAUCCUGGAUUCCGACUCAUCGGCGUGUCAGUUCGCAUCUGUGAGCAGGACCACCGCUGGUCCGGAAAGACUCCCGUUUGUGUCCCUAUCACCUGUGGACAUCCAGGCACCCCUGCUAAUGGUGUGACUCAGGGAACGCAGUUUAACCUGAAUGACAUUGUGCGUUUCGCCUGCAACCCUGGUUAUGUUCUACAGGGUGUGAUCAAUUCUCACUGUCAGCCCAACGGCCAGUGGAGCAACACUCUACCCAGAUGUAAAAUUGUGAACUGCACUGAUCCGGGACAUGUGGAAAAUGGUGUCAGACAGGUCCUGCCCAGCGGGCCUCAUCGUUACAGUUUCCAGACUGCAGUUUCUUACAACUGUAACCCGGGAUACUACCUGCUGGGCACCAGCACUCUGAGCUGUCAGGGAGAUGGCACAUGGGACCGCUCCCUACCCAAGUGCCUCUUGAUUCUGUGUGAUCGUCCCAGCAUGCCUCCGUAUGCACAGAUCUCGGGGGACAGACGCACUGUGGGCUCUGUUAUCCGCUUCAGCUGCAUCGGCCAGCGCAGCAUUGUGGGCAAUACCACCCGCAUGUGCCAGCUGGAUAGCCAAUGGAGCGGCUCCCUGCCACAUUGCUCUGGGGAUUCUGCCGGUUUGUGUGGAGACCCUGGCAUUCCAGUGCACGGGAUCCGUCUGGGAGAGGAGUUCUCCGUAGGGAGCGUUGUACGAUUCAGCUGUGAGCCCGGCUACAUUCUGAAGGGGUCCUCAGAACGGACCUGCCUGGCUAACGGGAGCUGGGUGGGCAUCCAGCCUGAAUGCCAUGGUAAGAUAAAUGAAACCUGGGUUUUUGCAGAAGAAUGUGGAUGAAAACUCAUGAUUAAUUGCUUCUGCCUCUGGAAGAUUCUGCUUUACCCCAAAA